Drosophila albomicans is the source of this 3023-nucleotide messenger RNA. RefSeq names its product F-box/LRR-repeat protein 6 (gene Fbl6). NCBI's taxonomy places the organism in Eukaryota, Metazoa, Arthropoda, Insecta, Diptera, Drosophilidae. The transcript has 9 exons. Gene Ontology annotation, biological process: SCF-dependent proteasomal ubiquitin-dependent protein catabolic process. Gene Ontology annotation, molecular function: protein binding. Gene Ontology annotation, cellular component: SCF ubiquitin ligase complex. The record is from RefSeq and is a predicted model, not a curated record. The coding region runs from base 375 to 2672 and encodes 765 amino acids.
CACAUCCUCUCUCUAGCUAGCAAUAGCUUCUACGUCGUUGCACUAGUGGUUAAGUAAAAUAAGUUUUCAUCGAAUUGAGGUGUUCAAAUUAUUCGGAUCGAUGUCAAUGCCGUGAUCAAUUAUUGUUUAGUGCCUCAAGUGCUUGGCAAAAAUGUAAACGCUGCAGUUUGGACAACAAAACGCGUAAAAAAUUCCAUGAACGCCAAAAGAAAAAAAUCUCUUCCGAAUCGAACAAUUCAAACACACACAUAGUGCCGCACUGUUUUUACCGUCGACCUAAUAUACGUACCGCAGUGAGUGUGAGCGAGUUAAGCAGUACUGUACGGAGAUAACAUACAUUUGUGUACCUACCUCUCUUCAAGUGCUCGAAAGAAAUGAGUGAAACGCAAAGCAUCGAGAAAUCGACCACCCCCCACGAUGCAGUGAAGAGUGAAGUGCAGCAAAAUCAAGAAGUGGACGCAGCUGCUCCAUCAGUGGCCACCAGUGUUAAAGAAUCAUCAUCCAAAGAUAUCGUCGAGUCAGCAGAAGAAGCAAAACCAAUGGACACGGAUAAUGUGCAGGCACACAGCGAUCACAGCUUAAGUGUCAAACAGUUGAAUGCCACAGUGAGCAACGCCAUAGUGGACAUCAAUACGCUGACUCCGUCAACACCUUCACAGACGCCACCACAGCUGCUGGCGGCUGAAGCAUCCGCAACUGCAGCAGCAGCAGCGACAGCAACAACAUCAGCCAUACCAGAGAAUAUUCUAUCGCCACCCAAAUCAGAGACCCAAACGGAUGAAACAAAUACGGCCACGUCGACAUCAUGCUCUCCAGCAUCCGAAGGACAGCGAUCGCCAGUCGGUGAAACCGAAACACAGAUGCCACAAGCAAAGGAGCCAACAACUGCAAAACAAGAGCUGUUGGAUCAGUCAACUGCAACGGCAACGACGGUCAAUGGCACCAUUCCAAAGUCGGGAGGCAAACCGCUGGUCACGGCACUCAACAAGAAACUGAAUAAGUCAGCAUCAACAUCGCCUCGUGCAUCACGAACGCGCAAACCGAAGGCUUUGCCCAUGUACGAGAGCGAAAUCAGUGACAACAAAGUGGGCAUCAAGUUGUGCAUCAAAAAGUCAGAUGCCGUUGCCACGGCAACAGAAUUGUCCUUGGGUGCGACGGCUACAGUAACUUCUCCAACGGUGGCCCACAAACCGGCAGCUCCAUCGAAACCAGCACGGAAACGCGUUCGCAAACCAAAGCCACAAGAUAGUGAUGACGGCGAGUCUGAACCACGCAAGAAAAAAGGUGGAGGAGGCGGCAGCGGAGGCAGCAGCAACAAUGGGGAGCGACAGAAGAAAAUAUCAACAAGCAGCAGUACGGACAAGGAGCCAGUCGAGCAGAGUGCGUGGGGCCUAAAGUUACCUGAAGAAGUGCUCUUUCGUAUAUUUCAACUUGUUGUCGAUAAGGAGGGCUGUUUGCCGACACUAUUUCGCCUGGGUCGAGUGUGUUCGCUGUGGCGACAGGUUUCACUGAGGCCAACACUGUGGCGCACCAUGGAUUUGACCACCUGGAUUAAAGAAAAGUAUCGAACGGAACUCAAGCUUAAAUGGUUUGUGGAUAAUCGCUGCAGCGCUUGUACUGAAUUGAAUGUUUCCAAUUGGAAGGUAACAGACAUUAAUUGCUUCCUUCUUAAACUGUCCAAUGGUUGUCCGAAUCUUACGGGCAUCACAUUAGCUGGUUGGAAAAGUUUGACAACAGAUCAGUUGUCAUUUCUGGUCGAUAACAUGCAAAAGCUACAGCGAAUAGACUUGAGCUCUAUCAAUGUGGAAAUGAAUGCCAGCAAGAGCGCUGUGGGAAUUAAUUCACUUUGCAGUGCAUUACAAGUAAUGGGCAGUAGAUUGACCCACCUCUAUUUAGCACACAAUCGUCUUGCGGGCAUACCCAAUAUUGUCAGCAUACUUGCGGCGCAUUGUCCAAACUUGACACUCCUGGAUCUCUCAAAUGUCACCACACAGGCAACUUCACACGGCGUGCUAAAUAUCGAGAAACUACAGCAUGGAUGCCAGAAAUUAAAGGUGCUCCGUGUCACCAAUUCACACAUAACACCAAGCACAGCUAACAUGCAGGAGAUUAUGGACUCACCUGGGUUUCCCGAUCUCGAAGAACUGUCCGUGGCUGCACUGACUGAUGAAGCACGCAUCAUUAGCGAUGAUCAUUUACAGCGCAUAUUGAAGAGCAGCUCAAAGUUGAAGCUACUUGAUGUACGCAAUUGCACUCGCCUCACACACGAAAGUCUAAUUCGUCUACCGGCAUGGGAUAUCAAACAUUUAUUUCUCUCGGGCUGCUCGGUUACCCGUGAUGUGGGCUCUGGACUAGAAUUAAUUGCAUCAAAGUGGGCACAUAGUCUUAUUGAGCUGGAUCUGGCUUGGGCAAAUGUCCAGCAACCCAUAGACAAUGCACUUCGUGCACUUGCGGAGAAGGGCAGUGAGUCUCCGUUGGCUCAUUUGAAUCUGUGUGGAUCAUCCGUUUCUGAGGAGGCAGUAAAGGAAAUACUCACGAAUUGUGUCCACAUGAGCUCAAUUAAUCUAGCGUCGUGUCGUGGACUACCGCGAGGAGUGAAGCGACUAAUGCAAGGACCACAGGAGCUGCACGAAUUGCGAGAGGUACUUGGAGUGCAAUUGCGAGUGCAGUAGAUGCACUCGAGAGCGGAAGGGAGUAGAGUGAAGUAGCAGCUAUAAAAAUUAACAGAUGUCGUGGCAACAGUUCGCCAACAGUUCUGCGUAAUUGGAUUGCCACCCAACUAAUUUAAUUUGUUUCAUCACCUGUGAAAAUGGUUUAAUGUUGUUGUUCGAGUUGUGACAGCAAUGCAAUAGUCGAAAAUCGCUUCGCAUCUUCCAAUCAUGCUUUCAAUUUUUGUUUCUAGGCAGCACCCUUGAGUUAUUAUUUUAUUUUUUUGUGUAAAUGCAAUAUAAUUUAGUUGUUUCGAAUUUCUGACGCGAAAACCAUUUCACGUUACCAAUAAUAUCAAAUAUCGAAAAUAUUAA